Molecule: messenger RNA, 1703 nt
Organism: Oryzias melastigma (Indian medaka)
Lineage: Eukaryota; Metazoa; Chordata; Actinopteri; Beloniformes; Adrianichthyidae
Product: 5-hydroxytryptamine receptor 3A-like
Exons: 13
Coding region: 132-1703 (523 amino acids)
Biological process (GO): regulation of membrane potential; chemical synaptic transmission; monoatomic ion transmembrane transport
Cellular component (GO): neuron projection; membrane; synapse
Molecular function (GO): neurotransmitter receptor activity; extracellular ligand-gated monoatomic ion channel activity; transmembrane signaling receptor activity
Source: RefSeq, a predicted model, not a curated record
AGAGAGAGAGUUGCAGAUAAGCAGCUUUGAUCUGAAAGUGAAAUGGACUCGUGAGCCAUUAAAUAUAAAGGGUGUUGGCAGUUCCAAAGGGCAUUCAUGCAAAAGGAAACAGCAGACGGAUCUUCUCAGUCAUGAUGCUUGCACUAUCUGUCUUUGUGAUUCUCCUGACCGAGGGAAGAACAUCAAAUCUGGACUCCCGAGAUCCUGAAGACAACCAGCUUGUAACUAAUGGAACUUUUAAUGGAACCUUAAAUUUAUCAGAUGACUUUAAUACAACUGAAUUUAAUUAUUCCAAUAGACACACGACCACUCUUUCACCAGACAAUGAAAUGCUGGAAAUGACGCUGGAACAUAUCGAUGAAAAAACUGAAGAAACGGAACAUACAUAUGAAUGCAGUUAUCAGUCUGUUUUAGAGAAGUUGGAUCUGAAGAAAAACCAUGAUAAAUAUGUUUUAAGCCGACCUGUCAAGGACUAUCGAACGAAGACACUUGUUUAUAUUAAUAUGAGGAUUUACACCAUUCUAGAUGUGAGAGAGGCUGACCAGAUGUUCAUUUCUUACGUUUUGGUUCAUUUGAGAUGGUACAAUGAGCACAUUAACUGGAAUCCAAGACAGUUUUGUGGACUGAAGCAUAUUUUAAUUCCCACAAAGUAUCUAUGGAUGCCAGAUCUAACAAUUGAAGAGAUGACAGAGCAGGAUAAAGCCACACCGAGUUCUCAUCUCAAAAUCAAACAUCAUGGCGCGAUUGAAUUCAGGAACGACCAAGUGGUGGUCAGCACCUGCAAGAUGGAAGUUUACAGGUUUCCAUUUGACAUUCAGAGCUGCAACAUCUCCUUCAAAUCUAUCAUGCAUUCUGAUGAUGAACUAAUGUUGGUGGAAUUUACCAAAAACUCAGAGCUUACAGAGCAGUCUCGCCAAACAAUCCAGACCCAGCAUGAAUGGAUUUUUAUCAACAUGUCAGAACGCAAAAAAACCAUCAAUUAUUUUGGCUUCAACCAGACGGUGGUAGUUUAUACUAUCACCAUGAAGAGGCGGUCAGUCCUUUACAUUGCAAACUUCCUGCUGCCUGUUCUCUUCUUCCUGUGUCUGGACUUUGCCUCCUUCCUCCUGUCAGACACUGGGGGUGAGAAGGUUGGCUUCAAGAUCACUGUCCUACUUGCUGUGACUGUGAUGCAGCUCAUUCUCAAUGACAUUCUGCCCCCGUCUUCAGACAAAAUUCCUCUUAUAGCGAUCUACUGCAUUGGGAUCUUUACUCUGAUGCUGCUAAGCCUCCUGGAAACCAUUUUAGUGAUGUAUUUGAUAGGCAAAGACCAAAAAUCUACAGACAAAACAGAAGAAAACCAGAAACUGAAUGAGAAUCCAGAGGACAAACGGAGUCCACUCGUAGGCUGUUUUAAAGGAAUUAGGAAAUUGAUUACCUCUGGAUCAGCCGAAGAUACUUCCAAGGAAGAUCAGUCUUUUCCUGAAGAGGGUGGCAGCAGUCCCCACACUGAGGUGUCUCUUGUCAUGGAAAAGGUCUAUGAGGAGCUUGGUGAAAUGAGGAAGUCCAUAACUCUGCUUAGCAGCAGGACAGAAGAUGAGAAGUCUAGCUACUGGACCAGAGUGGCUGAAAAAAUCAACAAAAUAUUCAUUUUGUUCUACAUUAUAGCCGUUCUUCUGUUUUUGGGUGUCCUUUUUACUGUGUGGAAUAUUGAUAAUAAUUAA